AUGUUCCGUCUGAAGAUGCUUCCACUUCUGCUGUUACUCCACAUGCAGCUUUCCAAGGCCUUUCUAGUACAUUCUGAACUCCUACAAGAGAAAACUGCAAAAAUUGUUCAGAAUUACCUAGAAAAGUUCUACCAAUUACCAAGGUACAAAUAUCAGUCUGAAAGGAAGAAGAGCACUAGUGUGAUUGUUGAGAAACUUAAAGAAAUGCAGCGCUUCUUUGGGCUGAACAUAACAGGGAAGCCAAAUGAGGAAACCUUGGAGAUGAUGGGAAAGCCUCGCUGUGGGGUGCCCGAUACUGGCGAUUUUAUGAUAACUCCAGGAAACCCCAAGUGGAAGCAAACUAAUCUGACCUACAGGAUUAUUAACUAUACCCCAGAUUUGUCAGAGGCUGAAGUGGAAACAGCUCUUGAGAAAGCCUUUAACCUCUGGAGUCACGUAUCACCCCUGAACUUCACCAAGACCUCACAGGAAGAAGCAGAUAUCAAGAUUGCCUUUCUCCAAGGAGAUCAUGGGGACAAUUCUCCAUUUGAUGGACCCAAUGGAAUCCUUGCUCAUGCCUUUCAGCCAGGCCCAGGUAUUGGAGGAGAUGUUCAUUUUGAUGCAGAAGAAACAUGGACCAAAACCUCCAGAAAUUACAACUUGUUUCUUGUUGCUGCCCAUGAAUUUGGCCAUUCCUUGGGGCUGGCUCAUUCCUCUGACCCUGGUGCUUUGAUGUAUCCCAACUAUGCUUUCAGUGAGCCCAGAACCUACUCGCUCCCUCAAGAUGACAUCAGUGGCAUUCAGGCCAUCUAUGGACCUUCGAGCAACCCUGUGCAACCUACUGGACCAACCACACCCACAGCCUGUGACCCCAGACUGACAUUUGAUGCCAUCACUACACUCCGCGGAGAAAUACUUUUCUUUAAAGACAAGUACUUCUGGAGAAAGCAUCCUCACCUACGAAGAGUCGAACUCAAUUUCAUUUCUCUCUUCUGGCCAUCCCUGGUAAAUGGUAUACAGGCUGCUUAUGAGGAUUUUGACAAGGACCUAAUUUUCAUAUUCAGAGGUAAUCAGUAUUGGGCUGUAAGUGGCUAUGAUAUUCAGCAAGGUUAUCCCAAGAAUAUAGCAAACUAUGGCUUCCCAAGCAGUGUCCAAGAAAUAGACGCAGCUGUUUCCUACAGGGGAAAGACAUACUUCUUUGUAAACAACCAAUUCUGGAGAUAUGAUGACCAAGGUCAAUCCAUGGAACCAGGUUAUCCCAAAAGCAUAGCAAGUAGCUUUCAAGGAAUAGAAAGUAGAGUUGAUGCAGUUUUCCAGAAGAAUUCCUUCUUCCUUUUCUUCAGUGGACCAAGAUAUUAUGCAUUUGAUCUUAGUGCUCGUAGGAUUACUAGAGUUGAAAGAAGCAAUAGAUGGCUUAACUGUAGAUAA
This is a messenger RNA of Mesoplodon densirostris (Blainville's beaked whale), 1407 nucleotides long. It is a transcript of the gene MMP8, whose product is annotated as matrix metallopeptidase 8. The coding region runs from base 1 to 1407 and encodes 468 amino acids. Gene Ontology annotation, biological process: collagen catabolic process; proteolysis; extracellular matrix organization. Lineage: Eukaryota; Metazoa; Chordata; Mammalia; Artiodactyla; Ziphiidae. Gene Ontology annotation, cellular component: extracellular matrix. Gene Ontology annotation, molecular function: metalloendopeptidase activity; zinc ion binding. The transcript is spliced from 10 exons. The record is from RefSeq and is a predicted model, not a curated record.